CCCCGGUCCUGGGCACGCGGCCGGCUGGGGCCGGGGAUGUCCCGGGCGGAGGCCGCUCAGACGUGAACAGCGCACCACCCUACACGGCUGCGUAGCGGGGCCCGGGAGGCUCACUGUUCCGAGAUGGCCGGGCAGGCAGACAAGGAUGUGAAGUACUACACCCUGGAAGAGAUUCAGAAGCACAAAGACAGCAAGAGCACCUGGGUGAUCCUGCAUCACAAGGUGUACGACCUGACCAAGUUUCUGGAAGAGCAUCCUGGCGGGGAAGAAGUCCUAAGAGAGCAAGCGGGGGGUGACGCCACUGAGAACUUUGAGGAUGUUGGACACUCUACUGACGCGCGAGAACUGUCCAAGACGUACAUCAUCGGAGAGCUCCAUCCAGAUGACAGAUCAAAGAUAGCCAAGCCUUCGGACACUCUUGUCACUACUGUCGAGUCUAGUUCCAGUUGGUGGACCAACUGGGUGAUCCCAGCCAUCUCAGCGCUGGCCGUAGCCCUGAUGUAUCGCUUCUACAUGGCGGAAGAGUGACAUGCCUCUCAGAAGCCAUGGAAGGAAAGACCACCCCAGAGGGGAGAAAGAAGCCAGUGUUAAUCACGUCCGCUGACAGCACCUUCCCCCGAGAAAGUAAUUGUAAUAUAUCUGUCUCCCUCUCCUCCUGUACUAGUAGAACCAACAAGGACCUCCUGGUACUCUUAAACUUUUCAAAUGUGCCUUUUUAUUCAACUUCGUUUGAUGUUUCUUCACUGCAUAAUUUUCUUAUUGUAAGCAUGAUCUUUUUAAAAUAUAUCUGGCUUUUAAAGUU
This is a messenger RNA of Psammomys obesus (fat sand rat), 802 nucleotides long. Its product is annotated as cytochrome b5. Gene Ontology annotation, molecular function: heme binding. The record is from RefSeq and is a predicted model, not a curated record. The coding region runs from base 124 to 528 and encodes 134 amino acids. Lineage: Eukaryota; Metazoa; Chordata; Mammalia; Rodentia; Muridae. Gene Ontology annotation, cellular component: intracellular membrane-bounded organelle; mitochondrial outer membrane. The transcript has 5 exons.